Molecule: messenger RNA, 2085 nt
Organism: Necator americanus (New World hookworm)
Lineage: Eukaryota; Metazoa; Nematoda; Chromadorea; Rhabditida; Ancylostomatidae
Exons: 15
Coding region: 1-2085 (694 amino acids)
Biological process (GO): NAD+ biosynthetic process
Molecular function (GO): nicotinate-nucleotide adenylyltransferase activity; nicotinamide-nucleotide adenylyltransferase activity
Source: RefSeq, a predicted model, not a curated record
AUGGUAUCCGAUCCAUCCACAAGUCUUAACGGAUGUCGAGUGGCGCUUCUAACAUGCGGACAGUUUGAUCCACCAUCCUAUGCUCAUCUCCGGAUGUUCGAGCGUGCAAGAGAUUUUCUCGUACGAACGAUGGGUUGCAAAGUUGUUGAGGGAAUCAUGAGUGUGGCUGGGGAUUCACCGUCGACACGAACCUCUGCAAAACAUCGUCUACGAAUGGUUGAAACGGCUGUACGGAAGAAUUUCUGGAUACGUGCCGGCGACUAUGAGUGCAAUCAGCGAACACCAAUUAGGCAGAUAGCUGUACUUCGGCAUUACCAAAAGAAGAUUUCUCAUAAACAUGACGAACCUAUACGAAUGAUGUAUGUAUGUGGAAGUGAGGUGCUCGAUGAGUUGGUUGCGGUUCAAUCGGAUGGUGGCUGUCUUUGGACUCGCGCCGAGAUUAAAGAACUUCUUCAAAAACACGGCCUAAUAGUGCUGAAACGUGGUCGAACACAUCCCUCACAAACCAUCUACCUCACUGACGUCCUUCGGCAAUAUCAGAAAAACAUCUAUGUGAUAGAAGAUGAAACAUUCCCAAACGAUCUCCGAUGUUCAAGGAUCAGGACUGCACUAAGACGUGGCGAAUCCGUAAAAUAUUGUCUGGAUGAUGAUGUUAUUGAAUAUAUAAACGAUCACAAUCUCUACCAAACAAAUUCGGAUUCGGACACUGACCAAUGCGCUUCUGGAAUCAGCACAUCAUCAGCGCCUAAUCUGCUCUGUAAUAGCACUUCAAAAAGUUCAGGAAAGACGCAAGGUGACGACAAAACUGUACCGCCUGAACCGCCGCAACGUAGCAGUUCCGAAGCUCUUAACGAGAAGUAUAAGAAAUUGAGUAUUCCUUCGGCCGAAUGGCGAACACCACCCACAUCACAAUCGUCCUCAUCGGCAAGUUGUAGUAGCCGUGAAACGUCCGAACAAAGACAUCUACCGCAAAAAUCUCAAUCCGCUCGAGAUCCACCAUCCAACGAUCGAUAUACGGUGAAAUGGUCCGACACAACCACUGAAAUCCCUGUUAAAUCGAAUUCGGAGCAUCAGCUACAUCGAUCGGAUUACGCAUCGAUCACAAAGAAGGAAAAGAAGGAAAUCAAUACGAAUCACACAGUUAUUGGGACGUCCGGCAACUGUCGGACUGCUGCUCCCACGUUCAAGCCUUGUUCACAAAAUGUUGAGAAGCGGAAAGAGCCUACUAUGGAGGUGGACACUCGUAUGAACGGGAUUCCUCCAGAACUUCCAAAGACCGCGUUCAUGAAGCCGAUCCUAAGUCAGCCGCAACCGGCAGCCGAUUCUCCGCUUUUCAACGGGAAAUCAACCGAUUGCGGAGAGAUCCCGAAUUGUGUGAUCUCAACGGUGACGUCCGAGGCUAAAGGCACGCUACGCACGUUGGCCGAUAGUCCCACGUACGACAAUGUGACACUGGAUGAUCUGCUUGCUGCCAGUACUUCAUGGGCAGAAUAUCUACACAAGGAGAGCGAGCGUAUAGAAGGCAUGAAAAAUGACGACAACAAAGAGUCAAUGGUCCCGAAUGAUCCGCCGCCAAGCAAGGAACCGCCACCUAAAGAAGAACGGAAGAAACGAGGAUGGUUUUUUAACCGUAGCAAAAGUUUAAAAGAUCUGAAACCUCAACCAGAAGACGAGGCAUUGGUUCGGAUAUGCGCCACGGAUAGAAGGGAGCAAACGGAAACUUCGCCAGAAAUUCUCUGGAGACGAAUCAACCAAAAUCCGGCGAAAGACAGAUGGUCAGAUCUACCUCCGUCUCCUAGGCAAUGUCCACGACAUCCUGGACGAGGAGGAGGAGGUCAGGCUGACACGGCACGAAAGGACUAUAAAAGCAUACGAUUCGGUUUGACAAAAUCAGCCGAGAAUGUGUACAGUACGACGAGUGCUCGUCCAACGGUUAACGGACGGGUCCCAGCCGUCGGUCAGGUCCCAGCAGCCGAAAUCACUAUGUCACAAUCACAUUGUGAAGGUGUCACCACACCGGAUGACGGUGUUACUUUACGUUUUCGACGAUAUAAACUCACAUCGACGCCGGAAACUACCGUAUAG